GUGAUGCCACGAGCCGAACACCCACGGAAAAGAACGAAGACUGACGUCAGGACCCAAGCUGUCAGCUGAUACAGGCGCAUCACGGUUGUCCUUCGGAGUGGAAAGCUAGUCGCGUUUGUGCAAAAUUAUUAAAUAUAGGCGAAAAUGCCGUCUCUUUUAUUUUGCGGGCCAAAGAUGGCUGCUUGUGGAAUCGUCCUGAGCAUAUGGGGAGUCAUCAUGUUGGCGUUUCUGGGCAUCUUCUUCAGUGCAAAGUCUGCUGUGCUUAUUGAAGACGUCCCAUUCACAGAGGAGGACAUUCGCGAAGACAAGAACCCUCCCAGUACAAUAUACGGGCUGUACAACCAGGUGGGCAUCAACUGUUUCAUCGCCGCGGCGAUCUACGUGGCCAUAGGGGCUGUUUCUCUUCUGCAGUUCAGGCUCAACAAACGCCAAGAGUACAUGGUCCAGUAGCGCUUUCAGUUCACCCUGACAAGGCUCUACAAAGCGAUAACUACACCGUAGUAACAGCAAGAACUUCCACAUUUCCAACACUCAUUCCCUGUGUUUGUUUGUUUAUUUGUUUGUUUGUUUUGGUUUUCUUUACGUGUCGAUUUAUUUAUUUAUGCGUCGAUUUAUAAUUUAUUUUUAUUAUUUAUUUAGUGUCACAUGUGUAAAUGAAACCAUUCCUAUUCUGCCUGUUAGUGUUCAUAAUCAUGAUAUGAACUUCAUGAUACGUGACCUAUGAACUAUUUUGUCAAUCAAACCUGGCAGAGUUUUAUAGAAACAGACACACACACACACACCUCGUAUGUGGUAUGCAAAGCUGUGUAAUGUGUAAACAAUGGUAAUGAAGGCAAGAUUGUAUGUGGAUAGUAAAUAAGAUUAUAUUACAUAGGCUACAUACAGACAGUGUCAACCCUGCAGGGCAUGCUCUAUUAACAGAUGUGCAAUCAUUCCUUGCUAACAAUAAGUUCACCUAAUAUUGGAACGACAAACGGAAGUUAAUGUUUACACACAUCAAAGUCCUCUUUUUGUUUGUGCUGUUGUGAUGCAGUCCUACUGUAUAUUGUAUUGGUUCAGAUGAUAUGAUGAGAGUCUUGUGCUGUGAAACCAUUGGAAAUGCUGAAAAAAAUACUUGACAUGUGUAUUUGUCUGAUGUAUGAAAUGAAACUAUUUAUGAAGACCAAGGAGGCUCUGGUAUCAGGGCCUGCAUGUGGUUUAGUGGGAAACUUGGGCCAAAUAGCUAGAUUUGUCUCAUGGAACAGUUGUAAACCUCUUCUAGAGAAUUCCUACAGUCUUGAAGAUGGCCCGUCACUAAAUUCUGAGUGUGAAAUAACCCAUUUUUGUGUAUUUGAAGCAAGUGUGUGUUUAUGAGAAUUUCUUUACAGUGUGUUGUUGCAAAGACAUGUUAUUUUCAGAGUGUCCUGACUAUCUGAUUCACAAAUUAAAGCCCAAAGUUGGUUGAAACAUUUGACUGAA
Engraulis encrasicolus (European anchovy) is the source of this 1458-nucleotide messenger RNA. It is a transcript of the gene rnasekb, whose product is annotated as ribonuclease, RNase K b. Bases 145 to 450 code for a protein of 101 amino acids. The transcript has 3 exons. The record is from RefSeq and is a predicted model, not a curated record. Gene Ontology annotation, biological process: nucleic acid metabolic process. NCBI's taxonomy places the organism in Eukaryota, Metazoa, Chordata, Actinopteri, Clupeiformes, Engraulidae. Gene Ontology annotation, molecular function: RNA endonuclease activity.